AUGGCAAAAAAGAUGACGGAGACCUUCCUCAUCUGUAAUACCAGCUCACACUUGGCCAUCUUAGGACUAAAAUGGUUAGGUGCACACAAUCCUGAAAUUGACUGGAGUAAUUGCACCCUUGCUUUCCCCCACACGCCACCAGAUCAUGUGGCCAUUGCUGAAGAAGAGGAAGCUGACAAAAACCCCUUAGAAGGAGUACCCUCCAAAUACCACCAAUAUGCCAAAGUAUUCAGAGAAGAAGAAUUCAACAAGCUUCCUCCCCAUUGGCAUUACAACAUUGGAAUAGAACUCACGGAAGAAGGACCACUCAACUUGCCCCUAUAUAGCAUGACCAAUGCCAAAUCCCUAACACUUAAGGACUGGCUCAGGGACAAGCUCAAAGCAGGGAAGAUCCGUCCUAGCAAAUCUUCCAUCAGUUCCCCUGUGAUGUUUGUCCCCAAGAUGGAUGGUUCCCGCUGCUUGGUUGUUGACUACCAACGUCUGAAUAACUGGACCAAGAAAAAUGUGUACCCGUUACCCCGUCCUGAUGACCUCAUGGCCCAGCUCCAUGGUGCCAAGGUCUUUACUAAGCUAGACCUACAAUGGGGUUACAACAACGUCUGGGUCAAGGAGGGCAAUGAAUGGAAGACUGCUUUCCGCACUAAGUACAGCCUGUACAAAUCCCUGGUUAUGACUUUUGGCUUAACAAAUGCCCCCGCUGCCUUUCAGCACUUCAUGAACAAGCUGUUCAAAGAUUUACUGGAUGUGUGCAUCAUCAUUCACCUCAAUGACAUCCUGAUCUACUCAAAGGAUGACGCAACCCACGCCCAGCACAUCCAUGAAGUUCUACAAUGGUUAAUGGAAAACCAACUGUUUUGCAAGGCCUCCAAGUGUACCUUCCAUGUCACCUCAGUGGAAUACCUAGGGAUCAUUGUCUUGGAUAAGGGUUUUAGUCUGGAUAAACUCAAAAUCCAGGCAGUACAGGAGUGGCCAGUCCCCACCAAAGUCAAGGAAGUCCAAUUGUUCCUAGGGUUUGCCAACUUCCUGCGACACAAAGCCUUCCAAGGACUCAAAGAGGCCAUCACCAGUGCGCCAGUACUCUGUCACGCCAACCCAGCCAAACCCUACUUCCUAGAAACGGAUGCCUCCAGAGCAGCCUUGGGCUCUAUACUGAGCCAACAACAAGAAGAUGGGCGCUUACAUCCUCUAGGGUUCCUGUCAGAAUCAUUCAAGGGUGCCAAGCAAAAUUACAAUACCCACAACAAGGAGCUCCUGGCAAUCAUCAGGUCCUUUGAGUACUGGUGCAUAUUCUUGGAGGGAACAGAACAUCCAAUCACCGUGUUCACAGAUCAUAGGAACCUUGAAUAUUGGAAAGAAUCCCAGACUUUCAACCAUGUUCCACCCACCAACCAAACCAUGUUGCCGGAACCUGUCUUUGCCAAUACUGCUCUUGUUAUACCAGAAAAGGAACUACAGCGCCAAAUAGAAUCAUCCCUUGAUCAGGAUGAGUCCUUGGAAGAAAUCUUACAGUUCCUACAAAACAAAUCCAAGGCCCCCCCUUCCAUCAAAUGUGCAUUCAAGGAUUACAAGAUGGAAGCAGGGUUGUUGUUUUACCAAGGGCGCAUUGUAGUCCCCAAUGUAGGAACCCUGAGGAUGGACCUAUUACAGAUAUUCCACAACAGUCCCCUGGCAGGUCACCCUGGUAGACAGCAAAUGUUGUAG
This is a messenger RNA of Rhizoctonia solani, 1701 nucleotides long. RefSeq names its product Retrotransposable element Tf2 protein. Lineage: Eukaryota; Fungi; Basidiomycota; Agaricomycetes; Cantharellales; Ceratobasidiaceae. The record is from RefSeq and is a predicted model, not a curated record. The coding region runs from base 1 to 1701 and encodes 566 amino acids. The transcript has 3 exons.